This is a messenger RNA of Gadus morhua (Atlantic cod), 7271 nucleotides long. It is a transcript of the gene mark4a, whose product is annotated as MAP/microtubule affinity-regulating kinase 4a. NCBI's taxonomy places the organism in Eukaryota, Metazoa, Chordata, Actinopteri, Gadiformes, Gadidae. The transcript is spliced from 18 exons. The record is from RefSeq and is a predicted model, not a curated record. The coding region runs from base 599 to 3061 and encodes 820 amino acids. Gene Ontology annotation, biological process: microtubule cytoskeleton organization; intracellular signal transduction; protein phosphorylation. Gene Ontology annotation, cellular component: cytoplasm. Gene Ontology annotation, molecular function: tau-protein kinase activity; ATP binding.
UGUCAGCAUCCCUGACGAGAGAAGUGGCGCAUCUCCCGGACUGGGAACACCGAGCCUUUUCCUGCACCGCAGCUUCUGUUUCCCUGAGGACUGGUGCACAGUAGGACGGUUGCGUGUAUACAUACAUACAUGGGGUAAAUUUUAGAAUAUCAUGUGCUAGUAUUAUGCUAAACGGAGACAUUCAUCCAGAAGAAGAAGAAGAAUCAGCCGUAUUUGUGUAUUUCUGUGGCGAAAUGAGGCAGGGGGUGGAGAGUCGCCACAGAGACGUUGGGCUUUGGCCAAACAGCACCGCAUUUUAGCCCGGAUUCGAUGCUCCAUGGGAUUCUAAUUGCAUUGCUGCGUUUUUGAUCGGACAUUUGCAAAGUGGAUGGUGAAACAUGCAGCUUGCUUGAGGACAACACGUACAUCUACUGCUGCCAUGACAGGCAGAGCAGGUCUCUUCACCGCCACGGCUUCGCCGGUUGGAUAAGAAGCAGACUCAUUGGGACGUGGUCGCAUCUGCGGAACUGCCUAUGUGGGCUGUUAUUAUUGUCCGUGGAGCCUAAAACGGUCCUUAUUAUAUACGCAUACACACACAGUGAUCCUUUGCUCAGGGAAAAUGUCUUCUCGUUCUGCGUUACCGUCUGGAAACGACAGGAGUACUGACCAUCAUGUGUCCCUGGGGGCCAGCCGCUCCGAUAAGGGCACCAGCCUGUCCAGCCGCUCUCUGGGGGCCCGCUGUAGGAACUCCAUCGCCUCCUGCUCCGACGAGCAGCCCCACAUCGGAAACUACCGCCUGCUCAAGACCAUCGGCAAGGGGAACUUUGCCAAGGUCAAGCUGGCCCGCCACAUCCUGACCGGCAAGGAGGUGGCAAUAAAAAUCAUCGACAAAACUCAGUUGAACCCCACCAGUCUUCAAAAGCUCUUUCGGGAGGUGCGAAUAAUGAAAGGUUUGAAUCACCCGAACAUAGUGCAGCUGUUUGAGGUGAUUGAGACAGAUAAGACCCUUUACCUCAUCAUGGAGUACGCCAGUGGAGGUGAAGUCUUUGAUUACCUUGUGUCUAACGGGAGAAUGAAGGAGAUUGAAGCCAGAGCCAAAUUUCGACAGAUCGUUUCUGCUGUCCACUACUGCCACCAGAAAUACAUUGUACACCGAGAUUUAAAGGCGGAGAACCUGCUGCUGGACGCCGACGCCAACAUCAAGAUCGCCGACUUCGGCUUCAGCAACGAGUUCACCCUGGGGAACAAGCUGGACACCUUCUGCGGCUCCCCGCCCUACGCCGCCCCGGAGCUCUUCCAGGGCAAGAAGUACGACGGGCCCGAGGUGGACGUCUGGAGCCUGGGGGUCAUCCUGUACACGCUGGUCAGCGGCUCGCUGCCCUUCGACGGGCAGAACCUCAAGGAGCUGAGAGAGCGUGUUCUGCGAGGGAAGUACCGCGUUCCCUUCUACAUGUCAACGGACUGCGAGGGAAUCCUCCGCCGCUUCCUGGUGCUCAACCCCACCAAGCGCUGCACCCUAGACCAAGUCAUGAAGGACAAAUGGAUCAAUUCAGGCUUUGAGGGGGAGGACUUGAAGCCCCACAUAGAGCCGGUCGAGGACUACAGCGACGCGGCUCGCAUAGAGGUGAUGGUUGGGAUGGGCUUCACACCGGAGGAAAUCAAGGACGCUCUGCUGAAUCAGAAGUACAACGAGGUCACCGCCACCUACCUGCUGCUGGGCCUCAAGACAGAGGACGGGACAGGCGAGACCCGUUCUGCCAGCAGUCUGUCCCUGGCACGGGUACGACCCAGCCCCAUCACCAACGGAACCAACAAGCACUCCUCGGCCACCGGCUCCUCCUCUUCCUCCUCUUCCUCCUCCCAUAGCAAGACCCAGCGCAGCGCCUCCACCUACCACAGGCAGAGAAGACACAGCGACUUCUGCGGCCCCUCCAUGCCCGUCAUGCACCCCAAGCGGAGCCCCACUAGCACGGGGGACCGGGAGCUCAGGGAGGGCCGCAUGCCGUCCCGGAAGGCCAGCUGCAGCGUGAUGGGCAGCCACAGCCUGCCGCCCUCCAGCCCGAUGGUCAGCAGCGCCAACAACCCCAACAAGUCGGAGAUCCCCGACCGGCGCAAGGAGAUGACCGCCACCACGAAUAACAUCCCGGGGAGCGCCAUGACACGUCGGAACACGUACGUGUGCACGGACCGCGCCGGCACCGAUCGACAAUCUCUCCUGCAGAACGGCAAGGAGAACAGUUCCCUGAGCCAUCGCAUCCCCCCGGCCUCCCCCUCCACCCUCAGCAUCUCCGGGGCGGGCGCCUCCUCCUCCUCCACCUCCUCCACGGACCGCUGUCGCCUCACCCGGGGCUCCACCAUCCGCAGCACCUUCCACGGGGGCCAGCUGAGGGACCGCGGGGCCCCCGUCUACUCGGCCCCGCCCACCUCGCCCACCCUCUCCCACCACGAAGCCAGCCCGCUGCCGCACGCACGCAGCCGGGCCACCUCCAACCUCUUCACCAAGCUGACCUCCAAACUCACACGCAGGGUCAACCUCGACCCCUCUAAGCGCCAGGGUUCAAACAAAUCAGUGUCGGGUUGUACUCUACCGCAAGGAUCAAAAACAGUUAGGUCACAAAUGAAUCUGAGGGAAUCAGCAGAUUUGCGAUCACAAGGUUUGGAGCUCCUCCAAACCCCCUCACCCCUCCUCCCCUCUCUCUCCCCUCACAGUCGCCAUCUACCUGGGCAUCAAAAAGCGUCCGAGUCCCGGGCCGUCGGAUGUGGCUGGGAUCUGAGGCGGGGGGGCGGCUGCGGCGGCGGCGGCGGCGGCGGCGUGCGGCGACGGGACCCUGCCGAGGUGGUCCUGGCCCUGCGGGACGCGGCCCUGAGCUGCGGCUGCCAGGUCCACCACGCCGGGCCCUUCCUGCUGUCCUGCAGCCGCGGCGCGGCCGGGGCCCGCGUGGCCUUCCACGCCGAGGUGUGCCACCUGUCCACGGGGGGUGCCUCCGAGACUUCGAACGGGGUGCGCUACACGCGCCUCUGGGGGGCGCCCGUGGCCUUUAGGGACAUCGCCACCCAGAUCUCUAGGGACCUUGAGCUUUGAUAUCAAGGGGCCGUGUGUCGUUUGUCAUUGUGGUCGGGGUGUGUGUGGGUGGGUGUGUGUGUGGGGGUUGGUUUGUUUGUGUGUGUGUGUGUGUGUGUGUGGGUGUGGGUGUGGGUGUGUUUGUGUGUCUUUCUGUGUGGGUUAAAGUGUAUGCCUGUGCGUGCGAGGUAAAAGUGGGGGAGGGGGAUGAUGACACACACAAAAAAAGAGAAGAAAAGGAGAAGGAGCAAGGGGCUGGACCCACAAAUCACACUUCUCCUCCUGGUUUAUGGACACACACACACACACACACACACACACACACACACACACACACACACACACACACACACACACACACACACACACACACACAGAGACACGCAUACUUACUUCACUCUUUUAGUCAUAAAGCCUGAGCCCCCCCCCCCCCCACCAACACCACCACCACCACCACAACCAUCACCAUGACCACCACCACCACCACCAUCACACUGACCACCACCGUCACCUCCGCCCUGGCCUUCCCCAGCAGAGCCCCAGCAGUGCCGUCCCCCCCCCGUCCCCCCCUGUCCCCCUCCAAAACUCACCUACACCACCCCUCUCGACUUACUGAGCAACUCUGCCCAUUGGCCUGGACUCAUGGAGCAAAGAAACUCCAGCUUGGUAUUUUGUAGUGCUACUCUAGACAUAAAAAACAACAACGAUUUGUUAUUAAUACUAUAAUUUUUGUUAUUAUUUUUUAUUGAUGCGCUCACGCCAUUUUUAGUUUUUUCAUCCUCGUCAGAAACACCCGUCGUUUGGAAAGCCAGUUCGGUGCAUCUCUUUGCGUGAACAGACCAUGUUUUUUUGUUUUGUUUUGUAUUCCCUGUUUGAUCCUGUUUGACAUUGACACCAGUGAAGUGAUAAUAUCCACCAUCGUUUUUUGUCACCUGUGGACAAUCUGCACAAAUGCCACUCAGUGAUCAGUUAAGCGCCCCACAGAAGGGGGGCGUUGGUGUUAUGUUUUGGUUUGUGUACAUAGUGUAAGCUGCCAUCGGAUUACUGUCAGUCACAAGGGGAGGGGGAGGGGGGGGGCGGUUAUCAUUUUGGGUUGACAUGGCUUUGAAGCAGCCAAUCAGAAUGCGGUUCUCGGUUGGCUGCCAUGACAGUGAUAUCAACUGUGUUCAAAUGGCAGGGAAGGGAUAUUUUCCUCCACUUUUACAUUGAAUUGGCCCGGUGCCAAUUUCGCAGCAUCAAAUAAGACUUUAAACGAGUAAGUACACUUCUUGGCCAAUAUACACAGAGGUAAGCUAUUUUUUUCUGGCAAAGAGCUAAAUGUUCACUUCACCUUUCUUUCACUUGACCAUAUUGACUCCUGCCAAACCAAUAUGGAGGUUAACCACUAAAGGUUGAACCGUUAACCUUCCAUAACCGUUUUCUUCUUAUGCCAGCUUCCCUGAGAAAAUUAUUAUUAAUGACAAAAAAAGGUCUGUAGAGCUACGUAUUAGAUAUUGUUUUGGAAAACAAAUUGCACAUAGCUCUCAGAUUGACCUUAAUGUUUACAUUGGCCAAGGUUAUUUAAAUGUAUCAGUGACCCUUUCAGUGCUCCUUUGAACCCAACCUUGUUGUUUCAUCCAAUUUGUAUAAAUUAUAUUAGCACAGAUGAAUUGGAGAAUACACAAUCUUUUUUGUGGAACAAAAAUGGGAAAAUCUAAUGCCCAGAGAAAUAAUAAAUAAUGCGUAGGUAAUUUAGCUCAAAAUAACAACUUCAAAAAGCAUUCCCAUUCUAGAACGUUGCCUAAAAGAUACUCCCUGAGGUUCUAUCUAUCUAUCUAUCUAUCGAUCUAUCGAUCUAUCGAUCUAUCGAUCUAUCGAUCUAUCGAUCUAUCUAUCUAUCUAUCUAUCUAUCUAUCUAUCUAUCUAUCUCUCUAUCUCUCUAUCUCUCGAUUUCCUUACUCUUUCUCUCUCUGCUGUCUCUGCUUUCUGAUCUCUCGCUUUUCAGGUACCCGCUCAAAUCACAUUUUGCACAUAUACUGGUGUACCUCCAAUAUAAACUGGAAUCUAUACUGGUAUCUGUGGGGAUGAUCAGGGAACGUUCUGGAUAACUUGCAACUAGAAGUCUUAUUGUCCUCCCAGUCAGGUUGCCUUGAAAGUCCCUCCCUGCCCCGAAUAACAAGUAUCGUCAACGGUUUACAUCUCCCCUCCUGUGGUUUAUAAAGGGCAGAUGGUGGUGUCGAUGUAGGCUGCCAGCUUCAUGUUAAUAUUAACUUGAUUGGUUGUGGCUUCGCUCAUGUAGAUAUCUAUCUUUCUCUCCGUCUCUCUGUCUCUCUCCCUCUCUCUGUUUCACUCUCUCUUUCUCUCUCACACUCGGUCUUUCAUUCACUCCACCAAACCAUUGAAACCGUCUAAUAUGCCUUUCUUGGUCAACAUCCCCAUGUUUAAUAGGGGCCCACGUCACAGACCGUAGCCGUCCACCAUCUUGUGUGUAACAAUUAGGUGUCCCCUCUCUAAAAUAGGACAUCCUUACUCGUCCAAUGCAGAGCAUUCGGCCUUUCUCCGCUCUCAUCUUGGGGGUUUUGGGAUUCUGUGUUUUAUUGAUUUCUGUGUUUGGCAGGGAAACACCCAUUAGCUGUCAUUUCACUCGCAGUCAUGUCGUAGACCCGUUUAUAUAAAUAUAUAUAUAUAAAUAUAUCUCCUUAGAUAUCCUCAGUCCUGUUUCGUCUGUGCUGUUACAUGAGUCACGACACAAACCCGAUAUCGAGGAGAAUAGUUUGACCUGUCCUCCCUCCCUCCUCAGAGCACCAAGGCAGUCACAAAACAUGGAUGCCCGGAUGCUCUGUCCUCUCCCUGGACUUUCUCAUUGUGGUGUAUAUUAGCAUUAGGUAAUAUAGACCUCAAUGCACUUUGCUUUUGACUUGAAUCAGCUCCUUCCAGUGUGCCUGUACAGGUAAAAACUGAGAACUAGCCACUGGAGGGCGCCAAUGUCUUAAAUGUGAAACACUUCAAUUUGUGGAUAUUUGCACAGGUACUUUAUUUAUUUUUUAGAAUAAUCUCAUUAAAAAAAACUGGAUUCAUAUCAGUCAGUUAAUGGCUGUAUAUAAAAUAUAUGAAUAAAGUAUAUAUCUUAGAGCUCAAGGUUUAUUUAUAGGUAGAGCAAGGGAAAUAAUUCUAGUUAAAAACAGUUUCUGUCAAUGACAACGGGGAACAAUACUGACCUGCAAUACUGCAUGACUACAGAGUUUCGGUCUAAAGGGGAAAAACGAAAAAAAAAUGAAAAUAUCCACACCUACAAGUGGAAGCUACAUGCCACAUGGGCCCAGUCUUAGGUAUACCAACCAAGAAAAAAACAACAAAUAAGUCAAAAGAUAUGGUGCUCUAUGUGCUAUCCUUUCCCCUGACCACAAGUAUGCGAAAAAUGGAAAGUUAUUUAGGACCAUAUUGUUUGCAAAAAUAAAAAUAACAUGGAAUAUUUGUUUACAUAUGGAGCUUUUUAAAAGGUCCGUCAAAAUAUUCAGAUAUGUCCUUAAUUAAAAAAGAAGAUGAAAAAAAUACUCCAAAGGGAGCUGAAAGAAAUGUGCUACGGAGAGAAUUACCAAUUUGUAAACGCUUCUACACUUUGUAAUGAAGGAAUCUACGCCCAUCCAGAGACAAGCCCUGAAUUUCUGAAAAGCCUUUGGAUUGCAUUCAAGCCAUAGAAACAUGGAUUUUAAUGAUCUCAGACGACAAAAGCCCUCUGGUGGAAUGCUAAGUAUGUGUGUGUGUGGGGAUUAGCAAAGAGUUUGGCGGAAGGGGAUUUAUUGAUAAGGAAGAACAAGGCCUCAAUUUUGCGUUUAGCUGUACGGACAUUUGUCCGACAGUGGAAUAUAUUCUGUGAAAUGUAUAGAAAAUGUAUUUUGAGGGAGACCAUGGUCGAUGUGUGCUGGUACGUCGACUCAGACACAGAUUGUCAUUGGAUGUGUGGAGAUAGCUUAAUUGUUACAGUAUUAUGUUCCUGGAGGAAACUUAGUAUUUUAAAGUGCACUGUCAUUCUGGAGCCAGAUUUUGUAACCAGUUGUUGUAAUAUGCAAAUGGGGACUAAUGGAAGUGAAGAAGAUGCACAGUUUGGUAAUAAAGUGAUUCUGCUCCCCUCUGCUGUUUGAUCCUCCCCUCAGAAACAAACUGUAAAGUGAGAUUUAUUGGUUGUGGUAUAAAAGGAAAAAAUGGAGCUGACGAUUAAUAAAGAUUCACAUAUGUUGCCAUUUUUCCUCUA